This is a messenger RNA of Anolis carolinensis (green anole), 1967 nucleotides long. Its product is annotated as 5-hydroxytryptamine receptor 3A. Gene Ontology annotation, biological process: monoatomic ion transmembrane transport; nervous system process; chemical synaptic transmission. Gene Ontology annotation, molecular function: acetylcholine-gated monoatomic cation-selective channel activity; serotonin-gated monoatomic cation channel activity. The transcript is spliced from 9 exons. The coding region runs from base 255 to 1709 and encodes 484 amino acids. NCBI's taxonomy places the organism in Eukaryota, Metazoa, Chordata, Lepidosauria, Squamata, Anolidae. The record is from RefSeq and is a predicted model, not a curated record. Gene Ontology annotation, cellular component: postsynaptic membrane; plasma membrane; synapse.
GCAGAGACGGCAACAUUAAUUAUGCAUUUCUGAAAAAAAGAAAAAGGAAUAUCCAACAGUUUGGGGGAAAACAAGAAAAGGAGGGGAGUGAAGUCUCUCUGUUUUUCUCUCUGUCCUUAAUUGUGUUUCAUUUCUCCGCAGAAGGAAAGGCAGGGGAGGAGGAAAGGGUGCCAGGGAACCAUCGCAAGGCAUUGCUCGGAUCAGACGGACUCGGGAAUUUGGCGGAUUCUUCUCCUCUCCUUCCAAAAGCUUCCAUGGCUCCCUCCGCUCUGUGGAUUUCCCUCUUGCUGCUCCUUUUCGCUCCUCGGUUGCAAAGCAAAGCACCUCCAAAGAUUCCCAGCAAGAUCACCAAUGUGAGCAAACCUGCUCUGCGCAUGCUCUCCGACUAUUUAUUCACCGGCUACAAGAAGGGGGUCCGUCCCGUCCGGAACUGGAGGAAGACCACCAACGUGGCCAUCGACCUCAUGAUCUAUGCCAUUCUGAGCGUGGAUGAAAAGAACCAAGUCUUGACCACGUAUAUCUGGUACAGGCAGCAAUGGGUCGAUGAGUUUCUUCAAUGGAAACCUGAGGAAUUUGACAACAUCACCCAGAUGUCUGUUCCCACUGAUGCCAUCUGGGUGCCAGAUAUUCUGAUCAAUGAGUUUGUGGAUGUGGGCAAGUCCCCCGACAUCCCCUACGUUUACAUCCUCCACGAUGGAGAAGUACGGAACCUCAAGCCGGUCCAGGUGGUCACGGCCUGCAGCCUAGACAUCUACAACUUCCCCUUCGAUGUCCAGAACUGCUCCUUGACCUUCACCAGCUGGCUCCAUAACAUCCGAGACAUCAACAUCUCUUUGUGGCGGAGCCCAGAAGAAGUGAAACACGACAAGAGCGUCUUCAUGAACCAAGGCGAAUGGGAACUCCUCCACGUGCUCAGCCAGUUCAGAGAAUUCAGUGUCGGGGACAGCGAUUCCUAUGCUGAGAUGAAGUUCUUUGUGGUCAUCCGGAGACGCCCGCUCUUUUACGCCGUCAGCCUGCUGAUGCCCAGCAUCUUCUUGAUGGUCAUGGAUAUUGUGGGCUUCUACCUGCCUCCGGACAGCGGGGAGAGGGUCUCCUUCAAGAUCACCCUGCUCCUGGGCUACUCGGUCUUCCUAAUCAUUGUGUCCGACACUCUGCCAGCCACCGCCAUUGGGACGCCUCUCAUAGGAGUCUACUUUGUGGUCUGCAUGGCCUUGCUGGUCAUCAGCUUGACCGAGACGAUCCUCAUCGUGCGGCUGGUGCACAAGCAGGACCUCCAGCCCCACGUCCCCGAAUGGGUCAAGCGCUGGGUUCUGGAGCGGGCCACCGUCUUGCUCUGCAUCCGGGACCGGCACACCUUCCGCCCCGUCCGCACCCAGAGCUCCGACAUCUCCAGGAACAUGGAGAACAAUGACAGCACAGCCAAACUGAACCACUACAACUGUGAGAACAUCCGUGAUUACGAAGGAGGCGCAAGUGGGGCUCCAGCCACAUCUCAAGGGGAGGGUUCGCUGGUGGUGGAGAACAUCCUCCAAGAGAUCGCCUCCAUCCGCCAGUUCCUGGAGAAGCGGGACGAAUUCCGCGACAUCGCCCGCGAGUGGCUGCAAGUGGGCUACGUCCUGGAUGUGCUCCUCUUCCGGGCCUACCUGGUCGCCGUCCUGGCUUACAGCCUCACCUUGGGCACUCUCUGGUCCAUCUGGCAGUAUGCCUGAGAGACACGGGACUCGCCCCAUAGAUGGGCCAGGCAAGCCCUUCUGUUCUGUGAGUUUUCCGGACUUGUAUUUCAAUCGCAGGCGUCUGGGAUCCGAGGUCCAUCUGCUAUUCUCAGCCAUGGCUUGUAACCCUGUGUCUCCGAAGACUGGUUAGUGUGUCUCUGGUUAUUAUCAAGGUGCCAAUCUUGCCUGAUGGAGUUGUGUAUUCCGCCUUCAACUGCCCACCUUAGCUACGAAUAAACAUAGGCAUGUGCCCUA